This is a messenger RNA of Hyalella azteca, 3594 nucleotides long. It is a transcript of the gene MED16, whose product is annotated as mediator of RNA polymerase II transcription subunit 16. Gene Ontology annotation, molecular function: protein binding. The coding region runs from base 805 to 3432 and encodes 875 amino acids. The transcript has 22 exons. Gene Ontology annotation, cellular component: mediator complex. The record is from RefSeq and is a predicted model, not a curated record. Gene Ontology annotation, biological process: positive regulation of DNA-templated transcription. NCBI's taxonomy places the organism in Eukaryota, Metazoa, Arthropoda, Malacostraca, Amphipoda, Hyalellidae.
GUGGAGGAGAAUAUCCUCAUAAAAUUCAAGCACAAAUUAUGCAAAGUGUAUCACUUUUCUUAGCCUCAACGGGAAAGUUGAAGCAACUUUAAACCUAACCAAUAACCUAGACAAAGAACUUCAAAAAGGCCAAAUGGCCACAAACCACCAGCACCUCUCCUGCAGAUGUACAUAGGAAUAUAAGUGCAUCACCUGUAAGGGGGAGUUGCUGGAGGUUGUCUCACUGUCCUUAAGAUAAGUCUUUGGACCAAGAAAUUAUUCUUUUUUGCCCCCAUACCCGGACUGUAGUAGUGGUAAAGUAUAUGUAGUAGGGUCCAAGGUAUGCUCGUAAAUAUCUAGUCACUUCCCCCUGAAAACAAAUUGAAUGCUCCAGGCUGCGCCAGCCCAGGCUGGACCAUUUUGGCCCUAUGAAUCCUUGUGUCCAAAUGACAAGAUUAGUGCUAGGUAAGGGUUACUAACCGGUAGACUAAUCAGAUGCACAAUUUAACGCUCAUAAGACACAAUUAUUUUGCCUAAUAGCCUUAUUUAUUACAGAUUGGCUUGCCAGACGAGGGGAGCCUUUUGAGCCGUGAGGUGUAUGGAGGACGACUCCACUUCCUCAAGAAGCAGACAAAACAACAUAGAUUUUAUUUGGGUGGAGACUCAUUAUUCAGUUAAAAAUCUAUGCAUUGCAUUGAAUUUAAUUUCAUUCCAGUUUACACAUGUUGUUUGUAGUUCUUUGUAUGGCUCAUUUCACAUAAAUAUCUAUCAUUUGAGCCAUUGAAUUUUUAGUCUGGAGCAACUGUGACCGACAAAAACAGUCAAAUGAUGGACCUACGCUUCAAUGUGACACAGCCUACGACUUCAGCCUCCCUGCAAGACUGCAGAAGAGUGUGUGCCGUGUCCUGCAAGAAUGUGGUGGCCUUCACUCAACUUGCCUGCCCUGCUGGUGACACAAAAAAGAAGCCCAUUUAUUGCAUUACUCUUGCUGACCUCAACUGCCCUUACCAGUCUACCAUAAUAACUCCGUGCAGUGAGCCUGUACAGCUCCUCAAGUUCUCAGAUGAUGGCAACAGAUUGCUAGUUGUCACUCAAGGAGGCUAUGUCAAGUUGUUGGAACAGACAUGCGGUGCCUUGCAACCAGACUUUGAGACCAUCUCAGAGACCUACUUAGAAGGCGAGACGGUGCUGGCUGCCAGCUUCCUCCACAAUGGGCAGCGUCCUCAAAUCAACCUUGGUGAGGUGAAAGUCAACUCACUUUACAGUGAGAAGUUCACUUUACUGAAGCACAGCCCGUCACUGAUAGCGCCCGGCGGCUGCGCCACAGACGGCGUCGUGGUGGUCACGGCAUCAGGGCUGGUGCUGGUGGUGGCCAUAUGGCGGGAAGACGCUGUGGAGACCGUGAGGCGCGUCUUGGGCGCCUCCAGAGGGCACUACACCUCCGCUGACAUCGCCUUUGCUCCUGACGGGUCGGUGUCGGUGUCGGCGUGGCGGCCUGACGUGGUGCGGUGCUGGCGGUUGUGCCUCGCUCACUCUGACCUUGUCUCUGGCGGCGGCGAGGCUCACGAGAACGGCUGCCGGACACUACCUGACGGCGCUGACGACGACGCUGGCAAGCUGCGCCUGAGCAUCGAGUGCUGCGAGAGCGUCUGCCCGUACCGGCCCCCGCUCCCUGACUCCAACCUCCGGCACGAGCCCCCGGACUCUGCGGUGCCACGUGAGCUUGCGUCGGGCAGUUCUCGCGUCACUGAGGUGGUCUACCCUGUGCGGGACGACCCCACGCUGCUGCUGCUGGUGCUUGUUGAGAGAGCAGCGCCUGCUGCUGCUGCAGCUGAUCCUGCUACUGACGAAAAUAAGAGCUCAGUUGGUAAGAACACAAGUUGUUACAUCGUCCAGAAGUACAGGCUGGAGGAGAAGACGCAGCCCGUCUUCAAGUUGUUCAAGAGCAGCGAGACCGCAGCGCCAAGUCCGUCCAGCAUCACUUACAAGACGUGGGUGUUGUGUGGUGAGUGGUGCAGCUCUGGCGGACGAGUGGUGAGCCUGGGGAGUUGCGAGCGACAUCUCUUCCAAGCGUGUCAACUGCCACACGUCAUCUCCGUGGCAACUGAAGACGGCACCAUCACCGCCCUCAACCUCAGCUCCCUCCUGCCCAUGGGAAGCUAUAACCUAGUGACAGAAGACCGUAAGCGUGGCAGUUCAUCCUUGCCUUCAGGAGGGCUUGGUACUGGCGCUGCAGGUCGCCCCUUCACCGUCUCCCUCGCACACACUUGGACCGGCCUCUCCCUCGUGUCCUACGAUUCUUACGGCACCCUCAGCUUGUUCUCGCUUGUCAAAUCUACUGAUAUUGGCAAUCUGUGGCCGCUGUGCGUGCUACUUCUAUUAGAGUACAGCCUAGUCUCUGGCCAGGACUACUGGGAACUGCUCAUCAACACGCCCCCCUUGAGUGUCAUGACCGUCGUGGACAGACUCAUGGACACGUUGUCACUUCACGGCCCCUCUUACCACACUAAGCUUUACUCGCGUAUGCUGCUUCUAAAAUACUCAAUUCUUAGACUUUCAACAAGCAGCCAGCACCGCGCCACCGAAACCAUGAUUCAAGCUCAGGCGUCGGCAGCUCUGAAUUUUUUCCGGCAGUUCAGGCCCGUAACAGCGGACUGUUUGAGCGACAAAUGCGCCUCUACCUUGUUGACCUCAUAUCUGGAAAACCGCAGCUCUCUUGAGCAACUGGAUUUGGACAAAAGUGUCGACCAGUUUAUGAUGAGUGUCAACCAGAAUCUGGAUUGCCAGGUGGAGCCUCGUAUUGGUAAAUACCUUCAGCCGCUAGUUCAGUACACGGCAGAAGUGACGCUGUACCUGCUCUGCUCUAUCGCACAGACCGGCAAAGGCGAGCUGGUCCGCGACGUGAAGACCCUGCAGUACCUACGCGAGGUGCUGUUCAGGGCGCGCGUCCUGCACCGCCACUCCAAACUCGUAGCGCCGCACAUCAUCCGCAAGACGGACUCCGUUGACGUGUGGGCGCAGCUCUACCGCCUCCUUACGCGCCUCAUGAGCCUCAUGCCUGCUGAGCCUGACGCCUCCUUCAUAGACGAAGUGGUACUGCUGGAGACACAAGUGCUGGGUCGCAGCCUCUCACUGAGCUUGCCGGCGCGCGGGUACCUCACAACCGUCACCUCCGCUGCUCUCUCUGGUCCUGCUACCGUGCUACACUCUCCUGUCCACUACCAGCACGGCGAGAAGGACGAGGCCCCCCCACUAAGCAACUAUCAGCUAGAAGGAGGUCUUCCUCCCGCCAACCCGCGUGAUCCUCUCUUCCUUCACUUCAUUCCUAAAGACGCCCCCAAACUUCACUGCUCCAGGUGUUGGAGUGUGCGCUCGGCAGAACAUGAUCCUGACAACCCUUGGGAACAGCUCUGGAGCUCGUGCUGCCUCUGCUCUGGCCACUGGAUGCCGUAGAACUGCUUACCUGCUUUAAUCUAAGUCAUGAUUUAUGCCAGUUAGUCACUAACAUUAUAGAAGAACAUCGAUUCAAUGCUGUAAAUACAAUGUAUGUAUGCUAUUUUUUACUUGUCUAAACGCUAAUUUUUUAUAUGUGAUAAAGUAAAUAUGAGCUUCUGC